AUGUCAUCCUUUCUCAGCCAGGCGUCAAAAUUUCAAGCGACAUCUGCUAUUAAUGGGUUGCUAUCAAGUCUUUUGCCUGGUGUUCCCAAAAUCAGAGCUAAUAGUGUUAAAGCAAGAGUGAAUAAUGGGUCGAAGGCUCAGUUGAUUGAUAGAAAUUUGAAGAAGAGGGUAGAGUUACAAAAUCGAGAUGUUCAUAAGAUUAAGAAAAGAUCUAAACAGGCCAAAAAGAGACUGGUCAAAAAACAUAAGUGUGAUAAGGAGCGACUUGAACAACUGGCGAAAUAUCAGGUUCUGAAAAAACAUCAAGAAGAAGGGACUUUGACUGAACAUGAGAAAAAGUACUUGAAUAAAUUAAUUAGAAGAAACUCCCAGAAUUUGAGGUCGUGGGAUUUGAGAGAGGAAGUACGAGAUGAGCUUAAUGAUAUCCAACAAUACAUCUUAAAACAAACAGUUUCGACCACGAACGCGGAGAGGAGUCAAAGAAGAAGGUCCAAGAGGAAGCAGUUCAAAGAAGAUAUUUCCCAGAGUGAUUCUGUUAAGGACCACAGAUAUCCCGGUUUGACACCGGGAUUGGCACCUGUAGGAGCAAGUGACGAGGAAGAAUCUAGUGAAGAGGAAGACUAA
Molecule: messenger RNA, 624 nt
Organism: Saccharomyces kudriavzevii IFO 1802
Lineage: Eukaryota; Fungi; Ascomycota; Saccharomycetes; Saccharomycetales; Saccharomycetaceae
Gene: RRT14
Product: Rrt14p
Exons: 1
Coding region: 1-624 (207 amino acids)
Source: RefSeq, a predicted model, not a curated record